AAGGGAGUCAUAGGCUUAGAUACAGACCAAUAAACAAUGCCUGCAUGAAAAUAUUUUCUUAGCUUUUGAUUGUGUUGUUGGCUCUUUGUUCGCAGGUGUAUUGUCAGGCUGCUGAGGCCACUUCCAGUGACUGAUGUUCUUAUUGUUUUGGCUUCAUGGCAUUUAUUUUGCACCUUGUUCUAGUGGUUUUUCUCAUUGUAAGACAUUUGCAGUGUAGUUUAACUGAUCAACACAAAUGGAGGAAGGUUCUUGCAGCUUGUGUGGCCCUUUGCCACUGUGACAGAGAAAAAUGAAAGGAGGAUGGAUAUGUGGACGCUGCCUACAUAUUGUUCCCUCAUGCACAUUGAAUUAUGCCAUUACUAUUCUCAAAUUAAUUAAAGUCUUGACACAGUAAGUCUUUUAUCACUAUACGCACCACCUUUAUGAAUGAGCCUAAGGCUGUGUUAUCAUAUGUGCUCUCCCUUUUCAUUCUGUGUUAUAAUAUUUUCAAAGCCUUGCUAUUGUUAGAGGUGCGAUACCAUUGUAUUCAACAGUAUAGUGACUAAUAGCAGACUCAACAAAGUGCUAUUGUGCUAUCUUUUAAUACAAUGCUCCUGUAUAAUGUGGUCCUGAUAAUCAUAAUAAAUAGUGGUGUGAUAAUUUUAUGUUCUCCUGAUUUUUUGUUGUGAUGUCUUAUAUAAUAUAUCAAUCAAAACAGCAUGCCAAAAUGUUACGAAACACCACGUAUUGGAAGUAUAUAUAAGGACUGAGGCUGGUGGACCAUGCACAACAUUUUGUGGAGACGAGUAUGAAAAUGGAGCGUAUGUUCCUUCUGCUGUUGUUGGUUUCCAGCAGCCUGUGUGCUGGGAAUUACAGCCACCUGGGGACUGGGACCAGUCUGGCGGUCUGUCAACCUGACACCUGCGCCCUGCUCAGCGAGGUGGCUGCCAUGAGGGAGAAGCUGGCAGCCCUGACGCAGACACAAAGUACGCUUGAGCAAAACCUCAGUGCAAUGAUGCAGAAAAUGGCAACAGUCGAAGCCAACUUGCAAUCCUACAAAAGCCAGGCCGAGGAGCUCUGGAAGGUAAACCAGGCUCAGGACAAGCAGCUGAACGCUCUCACAGACGUCUCAUCCACAAGUGUGUCAAAGAUGGCUUUCACCGCUGCUUUAGGAAGCUCAGUGGGUCCGUUUGAACAAGACACGCCACUGAAAUAUCAAAGAAUCCUUUCCAACAUCGGCAGCGGCUACAAUCCCGCCACUGGCAUCUUCACCGCCAUGACCCGGGGUUUGUACUACUUCAGUUACACCAUGUACAACAACAACUCUGGACAGCCCAACUCGGUGGCUUCGCUGAUGAUGAACAGUCAGAAGGUGGUGUCUACCUGGGACACUUUGGGUGACGACAGCCAAGACAGCGCCACCAACGCGGCUGUGGUACAGCUGGAGGCUGGAGACAGUGUGUUUGUGAAGCUGUACGCAAACAGGGUGCUUUAUGACGACGGGUAUUACUACAACACCUUCAGUGGUUUCCUGCUCUUCACUUUGUGAUAAACUGCAUCAUUUAACAUGUGAUGGACAAUAAGUAAAUUAUGCUGGAGUAUAGGUGGUUAAUCUGUCCUAUUACACUAUUUGUUAUCUUAUAUGUAAACAGAUUCAAUGACUUCCAUGACAAUAAAUAUAGAAAAAAAAACUUCA
This is a messenger RNA of Seriola aureovittata, 1675 nucleotides long. Its product is annotated as complement C1q-like protein 2. The record is from RefSeq and is a predicted model, not a curated record. The coding region runs from base 788 to 1528 and encodes 246 amino acids. NCBI's taxonomy places the organism in Eukaryota, Metazoa, Chordata, Actinopteri, Carangiformes, Carangidae. The transcript has a single exon. Gene Ontology annotation, molecular function: protein binding.